AUGCAGUCAUCGCCCAGAAGGCUCAAUGAAACGGCCCGUUUAAUCGAAUCCGCACGGCUGACUCCAACUGAGCACUCCCUCUGGAGAGCGUUUCUGAACGAGUCCGUCGAUCGAGAAUAUGCGGCUCAAUACAUUUGGGAGAGGAUACAUGACCAUACCGGUCGACCGGCGGAGCAAAUUUUAACUGAAUUAAAGCUUGAAUGGAAGCAAGUCGUCUUCAAGUUGGCCCGGCGUGACACUGUCCCCCACGAAUCAAAAACUCUAGUCGAAACUCGGGACGGGUCCCAAUGCUUUAUGGUGGAUCAGAGGACGUCAACCCCCAGCGCAUCUGUGCACUUCGGCCAUGCUUGGGUCAUCCCACCGAGCCUUUUCAAUGACAGUGAUAUGAAUCCACAGGGUCCUCUUUAUGCCAUUCUUCAAGCCUUUCUCUCCCCUCCCGUAACUUCUCAACUUCAGACCCUUCUACAGACGAACACAGCAGAAUCUCGACUAAGGAACCUCCUCCUGCUCUCUCCGAGCAUUCAUUCGGCUUUCCGAAAUGGCCACAUACAUCUCUUUCCUAUCACUGAUACGGCGGAUCGUUGGAAUGAUGAGACCGAGACCAAAAUCAAGUCUGCCAGCAAAGUCUAUUACUUCGUCUCCAGGAUUGGGCCAGAGCCCUAUGGCUCGCUGUUCUUGAGUGAUGGUAGCCCAUGGGAUCGUUCGAUGCAGAUGUUCAUAAUGGAGAGCCAGGAUGACCAACUACCUCUCCCAGAUCCAUUCCUCCUUAGAACCCACUUUCGCAUCUCAACUUCUUUGCAUUUAUUCUAUGUUGAAGAAAGUAUAUCAAAGGGCUGGCCCUCGCCUCCAUUGAUCCAGUUGAGUUCAACAACACAAAAAACAUUGCGAUCUCUCUGGCAUAUCGUGCCCAGAUGGAUACGUACGCAAUGUUAUACCUUGCUUAUCAGAAUUGGCAGCUAUCUCUAUCCGCGGUCUUUCACAGGUCUCGUCCACCAGCUACCGUUCGGACUCUACGCGAAGGAAUGUGCUCGCUCUCCUCGUAACGAAGCCGAGGCGUUGCGCCUCCUUGAAAAGUACACAUCAAUCCCAGCACCACUCUGGGUGGAUGAUUACCAAAAGACGCACCCUGUUCUCAUCAUGACGGCGGUCCCUGGGCAAACCUUGGACAAAGUUUUCCAUCGACUCUCAUACCCGGAGCGCGAACAAUUAUCGAAAGACCUGAAAAUUGUCGUAUCACAACUACGCUGCAUUCCAAAUGAGACUCCGUAUGUCUUCAGCAAUAGUCACGGCGGCCCAUUGAGGAAUCAUCGGUUCCCCUCCCGUACAUGUGGCCCGUUCAACUCAAUCUUUGAUUUCAAUGCCUUCCUUGUCCAUUCCUACGUGCGUCAGGAGACAAAGGAGAAAAUCUCCGCCGUUCACGGCCGUACCUACGGAUCUGUCUUCACCCAUGCGGACUUGCAUCCGAGCAACAUUAUCAUUAAUCGCGGACGGCUGUCUGGAAUUGUCGAUUGGGAAUGCGCCGGGUUCUACCCUGAGUAUUGGGAAUUUACAAAACUGAUGUACGGGGCUGAGAUGUUCCCCGAUAUCCGACAGAUCUUUCGCCAGGCUUUCUCAGAGCAAAGCUAUGAAGAGGAGUUGGAAGCAGAGACGGCUCUGUGGAAUGAUACACCAUUCGGUAUCUAG
Penicillium cataractarum is the source of this 1683-nucleotide messenger RNA. RefSeq lists its product as uncharacterized. The transcript has 5 exons. Lineage: Eukaryota; Fungi; Ascomycota; Eurotiomycetes; Eurotiales; Aspergillaceae. Bases 1 to 1683 code for a protein of 560 amino acids. The record is from RefSeq and is a predicted model, not a curated record.